This is a messenger RNA of Psilocybe cubensis, 246 nucleotides long. RefSeq lists its product as uncharacterized. Lineage: Eukaryota; Fungi; Basidiomycota; Agaricomycetes; Agaricales; Agrocybaceae. The transcript is spliced from 5 exons. The coding region runs from base 1 to 246 and encodes 81 amino acids. The record is from RefSeq and is a predicted model, not a curated record.
AUGGGGUUCGAUUUGAGAUUUGGACGGCCGGUGAACAUUGAGCAAAAAGGCUUGGUGACUGAAAGUCUGAGUACUCCGACGCAACAUAUCGACUUCCCGCGAGCUGCCGACUUACCCAACUUGUACAUCGAGUGUCUGAAUGCUCGGACGCAAUGUAUCGACUUCCCGCGAGGUGACCUGUUAGAAGACAUUCAAGGAGAGUUGAGUGCUUUGACGCGACAUAUCGACUUCAAGGCCGUCCGAUGA